Messenger RNA from Cydia amplana, 2989 nucleotides. RefSeq names its product regulator of telomere elongation helicase 1 homolog (gene Rtel1). Gene Ontology annotation, biological process: DNA repair; negative regulation of DNA recombination; DNA recombination. Gene Ontology annotation, cellular component: nucleus. Lineage: Eukaryota; Metazoa; Arthropoda; Insecta; Lepidoptera; Tortricidae. Gene Ontology annotation, molecular function: DNA binding; DNA polymerase binding; ATP binding. Bases 46 to 2961 code for a protein of 971 amino acids. The transcript has a single exon. The record is from RefSeq and is a predicted model, not a curated record.
UUAAAUGAGCGUUAUUUUAACUAAAUAAUUAGAAAAUAUAUCACUAUGCCGGACGUAAUGAUAUGUGGUAUACCAGUGAGUUUCCCUUUUGAGCCUUACGAUGUGCAAAAGGCCUACAUGGAAAGAGUUAUUGAAAGCUUGCAAAACAACUCCAAUGCACUCUUGGAGUCUCCAACGGGUACUGGUAAGACGUUGAGCUUACUAUGCUCCUCAUUAGCUUGGUUGUUAGUGAAGAAAGCCCAAUUACAAAUGAACGCACAACUUGGGAACUUCUCUGAACACAACGAAGCAUUACGAGACUCGCUGAAACAAGGAGCAGGGAAGAAAGAUAAUAUGACUUGGGGUAUGCCGAAAAUUAUAUACUCAUCACGCACACAUUCACAAUUAACGCAAGCAAUGCAGGAAUUAAAAAGAUCUAGUUACAAACAUGUUAAAGCGGCGGUUUUAGGGUCAAGAGAUCAAAUGUGUAUCCACCCGGAAGUUUCUAAAGAAACAAAUAACAUGAACAAAGUUCAUAUGUGUCAGUUGAGAGUCAAAUCUCGGACUUGCCAUUUCUACAACAAUGUUGAGACAAAGAAAGAAGAUAGAGCUGUAAAGGAUGAUAUUUUGGAUAUUGAAGACUUGGUUACUGUGGGAAAGAAAUUAAAAGCCUGCCCCUACUAUUUAGCGAAAGAGUUAAAGCAAGAUGCUGAUAUUAUAUUCAUGCCAUAUAACUAUUUGUUAGACCCAAAAUCUAGGAAAGCGAAUGGUGUCGAACUGACAAACAAUAUAAUUAUUUUAGAUGAAGCUCAUAAUGUAGAGAAAAUGUGUGAAGAGUCUGCCUCACUGCAGAUUAGAUCGACUGACAUAGCCCUGUGUAUUGAGGAGAUUACUUAUGUCAUGAGGUCAUUUGGUGAUACCAAUGAUGAACAACUCGAUGCGACCAUGGACAACAAUCAACCUAAAGACUUUACUUGUGAUGAUCUUUGUGUUAUGAAAGAAAUGAUGCUAGCUUUUGAAAAAGCGAUGGAUGAAAUCACUGUAGGCAACGAGGGUUCCACUUAUCCUGGUGGGUUUAUAUUUGAACUACUAGAAAAAGCUGAAAUAAAAGACCACAAUCAAAUGGCAGUCAUAACAUUGCUUGAAAAUCUAAUACAGUACCUAUCAACUGCGAGCGCAUCUCCUUUUCAACGGAAAGGGGUUGGGCUUCAGAAGAUAGCAGAUCUUUUGAAUGUUGUCUUCAGUGGCACAACUCACGCUCACAAAGAAAGGGUGAAGAUGUGUUACAAGGUGCAUGUUCAAGUUGAAGAUAAGAAAAACAACAAAAAGACAGACAGCUGGGGAGCUUUGAAGACAGCUAAAGCUAAAUCCUCAGAAAGAGUUCUAAGCUACUGGUGUUUCAGCCCAGGUUUUGGUAUGAAGCAGUUACUUGAGCAGAAUGUAAGAAGCAUCAUCCUAACUAGUGGCACCUUGGCCCCACUUAAACCUUUAAUAUCAGAGCUUGGGAUUCCAAUUGGAACACAAUUAGAGAAUCCCCAUAUAAUCAAAGCAAAUCAGAUCUGUGUCAAGAUUAUCCCACAAGGGCCCGACUCCACACAGCUAAACUCAAAUUAUCAGAACAGAGACAACCCAAAAUAUAUUUCUUCCCUUGGGCGGACGAUUUUAAGCUUUACCAGAGUAGUGCCUGAUGGUCUCUUGGUGUUCUUUCCUUCCUACCCCAUCAUGAACAAAUGUCAAGAAAUGUGGCAGUCCGAAGGCAUAUGGUCAGGUAUAAAUAACAUAAAACCAAUCUAUGUGGAGCCACAGAGGAAAGACACCUUUAAUGCUAUAAUGAGUGAUUUUUAUAGCAAAAUUAGCGAUCCUAGCACUAGAGGGGCAUGUUUCAUGGCUGUUUGCCGAGGAAAGGUGUCUGAAGGCUUAGAUUUUGCAGACAUGAACGGUAGAGCUGUUAUCAUAACUGGUUUGCCUUUUCCUCCUCUUAAGGAUCCAAGAAUAGUCUUAAAGAAAAAGUAUUUGGAAGAAUUGAGGGCCACUGAUAAAGACUUCUUGUCUGGAGAUGAAUGGUACUCCUUGGAGGCCACUAGAGCAGUCAAUCAAGCUAUCGGCAGAGUCAUUCGCCACCAAAAUGAUUAUGGUGCUAUCUUACUUUGUGACAGCAGAUUUAACAGCCCUAAGCUAAAAGGGCAGUUGUCAGCAUGGCUUAGAAAUCACAUAACUGUUUCCAAUAAAUUUGGAGAGACUGUAAGUGAAAUCUGCAGAUUUUUUAAAACUGCCGAGUCAACUUUGCCUUCUCCUAAAUUGAAACCUUUAGUUCCUACUGAAGUGAAUACUUUCAGAGCUAACCAAGGAAAUGUAACUGGAGUUUCUUUCCCAACUACUCAAACUAGAAUAGUAAGUAAAGCUCCUAAAAAGUCAGUCAGCCAAUACCCAAAUUCAAAUGAAGUGUAUGCAGACUUUGCGAUGGAUUUUUACAAAAACGCACAAUCAUCUGCCUAUGUCAAUGAGUUCAAACCUAAACAGACCAAGGAUCUUUUCAGUGCAAUUGAUAGUAGCAAUCAGUCAUGCACUAAAGCAGAGCCUUUAGUGACUAUUCAUAAAAGGAAUGUUGAAAGUCAGGAGGCAACAAUUUUACCGCCUAAGAAAAAGAAACUCAAAAUUAAACCAUUCGGUUUCGAUGAGAACUUAAUGGGUAGUAGUGAAGUAGCCCUUGUUGAUAAAGAACCACCUACAUCCCUUAUAGACUUUGUAAAAGAAAUAAAAACCCUUUUACAAGCUGACCAGUACAAGCAGUUUCAGACGUCAAUAUCAAACUACAAGAAAGAAGGGAUUUAUAGCAAGUUUUUAACAGUUUUAAUUAGUUUGUUAGAGAAUAGGAAAAUGUUUUAUUUAUUUAAAGGCAUGAAGAGAUUUUUAAAAGAGGAACAUAAAGGUAGUUUCCAGGAAUAUUGUGAUAAUGUGAAAUUAGAGAAUUUAUCAAAUUGACUUUUAAUUUAAUAAAUUAUUUUAACUA